Zea mays is the source of this 724-nucleotide messenger RNA. NCBI's taxonomy places the organism in Eukaryota, Viridiplantae, Streptophyta, Magnoliopsida, Poales, Poaceae. The record is from RefSeq.
AAGGAAACGCCACCGCUCCAGUCAUAUCCCCGCCGCCCGCGCCGCCGAAGGCCGAACCCUCGUCGCCUCCCCUGCCCACGCCCGCCGCCUCCAGCAGGACCACACCGCCGGAUUCGACUUUUUUGUCCUCGCCCUCUCCCCCUCCUCUCGUCUCCUUUGAUGGCGUCGAGGGGAGGCUCCUCCGGCUUUAUCGAGUAUUUUCAUAACAGCACAAAGCGUCAUGGCAGCAAUAGAGAGAACACAAGUCAGCAAGGCAUGAAUGCUAUCAGGGUGCAAAAAGAAAUGAAAAAAGAAUGGGCAAGACCUGGAAGAGUUUUCAAUAGAAAUAUUACUAGAGGAGGCUACUCUCGAAGUUCAUUGCCUGGAGUCACACAGGAAUUUCGUGUUGUCAAAGAUAACAGAAUUAAACUGAAAGAAGUUAGUGAGACUUUGCCAGAAGCAUCUCAGAACGGCGAUUCUAGCAAUGAAUGUGCUUUUUCAAAUGUUAGAGAUAAAUGGUAGAGUAUACCAGUUGUCCCUCCUAUGGCUCUUUGUAUUCUACUUUCCAUCUAUAAAAUGGAACAUUGUGACAGUGAUCACAAUUAGAAAACAUUGUGUUAUUUCAAGAUAAUUGCAUAACACAAAACUAGGGAUAUUAAGUGUGGAUUCUUAAUCUUACGCACUUUUUUCUGUCAGUGUUAUUGUAAAUUUAUAUGCUGGUAUAUGGUAACACCCCCCCCCCCCC